AUGACGAAAAAUCAACAAAUUACUAAUGACAACAAUAAGAACAGUGGAACACUUCCACUUUCUUCUGGUGAAACAAAGCAAAAUAGUUUGUCACAUACGUUGGCUCAAAUCGAGGUUACUCCACUUAUGAUAGGAGUUGCAGCUGUUGUUGUUACUGCUGCUACUUACGUUUGUGCUAGUCGAUUCAAGGCUCGAUCAGUUUCACCCAUAUCUCGUAAAUUUUAUAAAGGGGGUUUCAAACCUCAAAUGACUAGAAGGGAAGCCGCUCUUAUUCUCGGAGUAAGGGGAAGCAUCACAACCAAUAAAGUAACUAAAGCCCAUCGAAGGGUGAUGGUUGCAAAUCAUCCAGACAUUGGUGGUAGUCACUAUCUUGCUUCCAAAAUCAACGAAGCGAAAUACAAGCUCAUCAGGAAGCCCAACAACACUGAUUCUGUUUUCUCAUACGAUUUAACUGUAGAUUCAGAUUCUGACUAACAUUGUUUAUACCUUAAGGCUUAAACUGUCAUGGAUCUUUUUGGAAUAUGUGUUUUUGUAUAAUUCAUAGAGUG
Molecule: messenger RNA, 548 nt
Organism: Lactuca saligna
Lineage: Eukaryota; Viridiplantae; Streptophyta; Magnoliopsida; Asterales; Asteraceae
Source: the annotation of a GenBank genome assembly